AUGUUCCGACCCGCCGCCCGAUCGAGCCUGCGCUCGGUAGCUCGCGCCUCACCCUCCUCCUUUGCCCUUGCUCCCACAGCCAGAAGUACCUUCGGAAAGCGGUUCGCCAGCACAUCGCCCGCGAAUGCGCGACGGAGUUGGAAGGGCUCGGCGUUGAGAUGGGGUCUCGCUAUUGCGGGCAUUUACUAUUAUAACACGAGCCCGGUCUUUGCGGAGCAGCCACAACAUAAUCUAUUAAACCCCAACCUCGACGCCCUCGACGACGAGCGGCCGGACCAUUCGACCCUGGAAGCCCUCACCUCGCGCCGCGCACGGGAAGCCGAGAAAAACGCGUCCGCCCUGCACUCCGUCGCCGAGUCGAUAUCGUCCGAGAAUGCCUCCACCACUGCCAUCAUUGACGACCACGGGCCUCUCACAACCGGCACGGCCGAAGGGCUCGAGGAAGAGGCUGCCGGCGAGGGCGCCUUCAAUCCGGAGACGGGGGAGAUCAAUUGGGACUGCCCGUGUCUGGGAGGCAUGGCGCAUGGGCCAUGCGGGCCUGAGUUCCGCGAAGCGUUUUCGUGCUUCGUGUUCUCCAAGGAGGAGCCCAAGGGCAUGGACUGCAUCGACAAGUUCCAGAACAUGCAGCAGUGCUUCCAACGGUAUCCGGAGGUCUACAAGGGCGAGCUGGAAGAUGACGAAGAGCUGGAUGCCGGCCUGGAGGCCGAGAAACAGGAGUUGGUAAAUGAGAUUGCCGAGCGCAAGAAGCAGCACCAGGAUGCGGUUGCGACGCAGCACAGGUUGCUCGAGGAGCCGGACCCGGCGCCGAGGCCCGCACGAACGAAGAAGGCCACCUCUCUUGAACCAAAAGAACCGUCACAGCCUGGGCCGGAGACCGCGAAGAACGAUGCUACGACGUCCAAAAAAGCAGAACAUCUCUCAAGUGACAAGCCGCCUGCAUCAGAAGGAAAGGUGCACGUGAGUGACGACCCGUCUCAUUCUUCCACGAUGUCGCCCGAGCGCGAAAACAUCACCGAGGGCCAGAAAUCAGGAGUGACGAGUGAGCCGAAGAAGUCUUCUGCGACUGAUGACACGUACAGUCCGGAAGCUAGUAUUGUGCCCAAGGCGGCGCAUGAUGCUACCGGCGAUGAUGCAGAGAAGUGA
Molecule: messenger RNA, 1143 nt
Organism: Fonsecaea erecta
Lineage: Eukaryota; Fungi; Ascomycota; Eurotiomycetes; Chaetothyriales; Herpotrichiellaceae
Exons: 2
Coding region: 1-1143 (380 amino acids)
Biological process (GO): protein import into mitochondrial intermembrane space
Cellular component (GO): mitochondrial intermembrane space
Molecular function (GO): protein-disulfide reductase activity
Source: RefSeq, a predicted model, not a curated record